Cyanidioschyzon merolae strain 10D is the source of this 756-nucleotide messenger RNA. Its product is annotated as beta-hydroxyacyl-ACP dehydratase precursor. The transcript has a single exon. Gene Ontology annotation, biological process: fatty acid biosynthetic process. Gene Ontology annotation, molecular function: hydro-lyase activity. Lineage: Eukaryota; Rhodophyta; Bangiophyceae; Cyanidiales; Cyanidiaceae. The record is from RefSeq and is a predicted model, not a curated record. Bases 1 to 756 code for a protein of 251 amino acids.
AUGUUUCUCUGUUCAACUGGACGAGCAGACAGCGUAUUGCUCGCUCGUAGGCGCAACUGCCGAGAGGUCUGCCUCGGCCCCACUGCGAGGCUGCAGCCGCCGCCGCUGCUGCUGCUGCGACCGUGCCAGAGGACGAGCGCUGCCCAGGCUGACUGCGGUGUACGCACACAGCCGCGCCAGCGGCGGUGGUGCGGGCCACGCGCCAGCGCCGAGCAGGUGGCUGCGAACGGCGGAGCGCCCAGCGCGACGAGUGCAGUGCCGGCGCCGUCGACGCCCACGGACGUAGCGGAGCUGUCGCGGCGCUCUGCGCUGCCUGCAGCGGUGCUGGACGCCGAGGCCAUUGAGCGCGUGCUCCCGCACCGCUACCCGUUUCUACUGGUGGACAAGGUUUUGGAGUGUGCGGCCGAGCAGCGGAUCGUGGCGGUGAAGAACGUCACGUACAACGAGCAGUUCUUCGAGGGCCACUUCCCGUCUGCCAAGAUUAUGCCUGGUGUGCUGCAGCUCGAGGCGCUCGCGCAGUGCUGCGGCCUUAUGCUGUUGAGCGGUCCAGACAGCGAGCCUGGGAGGCUGUUUCUGUUUGCCUCGGUGGAGAAUCUGCGCUGGCGGCGGCCGGUGCGUCCGGGUGACGUGCUCGUGAUGGAGUGCCAGGUGAUGGCGCUACGCAAGCGCUUUGGCAUCGCUAAGUGCCGCGGGCGAGGCUACGUCGAUGGCGAACUUGCCGUCGAGGCGGAUAUGACCUUUGCGUGCAACAAGUGA